AGUUGUGUGUGUGUAUAUAAUAACCAUACACUCAGAAAAAAGGGUGAGUGUGGCAACUGAGCCGGCGGUUUCCGUCUCCAUUUGCACAUAUUCCGACAACCACUUCUCUUCUUCUUCUUCUUCACGCUUCGAAACUGUUUGUGUUCUUGGAUCAUAUCCAUUUCAAUCGCCACUUUUGAUUACUGUACAAGAGGAAGAGUAGUUGUUUCAUUUGAUUUCAUUCAGUUCCUUGCAUAUUUGAUCAUCUACUCGGCAAAUGAACUACAACAAUAAUGACAACACUGAAAUGUGGGAUUGGCAAGGUGAAGAUUAUGGUUUGCAAGCAAAUGCUCCAAAUAGCCUAUGGAGCAAUUUGAACGAUAAUCAAGAUGAUCUUUCUUACGUAUUUAAUGAAACAACCCCAGCAAAGUCCUUUGGGGAUCUGGCUUAUCAAGUUACCGACAAUGAAAACUUUAACAAGGGAACAGGGCCAUGUAGAGAAGCUUAUUCACAAGCAAAAAGGCGUCGGAUGCUGCAUUUUGACGAUAAAGUUUUGGAUGUAGACGUUAUGCCGCUUUGUGAUGAGGACUUCUCAUCCAUAUAUUUAAAAUCCAAGGAAAGGGAAGCUUCAUUGGAUGGAGCUUUAUCUGAUAUGACUCAAUGGGUCGCUGGAUUUGCAGAUGAUACAUCUGCAUCUGGAUCUGGUUACGAGGGUCUAGAUCAAUCUUCAGAGGGCUGGCUGGCCGAUUGUCUAAUAAAUGAUACAGAGAUGCAAUUAAGCCCUUAUGAUGUUAAUCCAUCUGGAACCGUUGCUGUUCAGAUUGAUCUUACAGAGUUGAAGGAUGCCCAACCCAAGAAUGGAGGUAGUAUUGGUCAAGAGCAAUCGACUCCUCAUCAAAAUAUCAUCUUUAAAGGGAAAAAGUCUUUGAUUAAGACUCCAACAAAGAUGACUUCAUCGGUUGUCCUUCCCUUUGCCUUCGUAAAACCAUGUGGCAUGCAAGGAGUGGUUACCCUCAAAGACAUAAACCAAAAGAUACUCACUCCACCACCAUCAAAAUCAAAGAAAACCCAUCAAGACAACACAACUUUGUACCCUACUUCCGCUUUCUCAGGCAAGCCCGUUGUCGGGAAAACCAAGAUUCGUACCGAAGGAGGGAAAGGCAGCAUUACAAUUAUGAGAACCAAAGGAUGACCAAGUAAGUGCUUCUUGUUCCUUUAGAAUUUAACAUUUUUGUGGGUAAUUGCUCCAUUUUUUCAUGGAGCUACCAUUUGGCCAAUCCAUAUAGAACUUGUUAGUUAAAAAAGGGAAAAAAGAAAAAGAUAGAAAAAAGGGUAAAAAGAAGGAUUUGUUAGCCAUAAUGGAGUUAUCAAAUUAUUUGAAGUGUCUGUGUCUUCUUGGAGUGGUUUUAGGUGGUAGAUUCUUGUUGUCUUAUGAUCCUUGAGUUGACUGAAUCUAUUAGGAUCUUUUUGUUCUAGAGAUCCUUCUACCAUCCUUUUGUCUUCAGGAAAAACUUUAAUAUCUCUUUCAAUUGUUAAAAUUAUGUGUUCUUAUUUGUACGUUAACGUUUGU
This is a messenger RNA of Cynara cardunculus var. scolymus (artichoke), 1549 nucleotides long. RefSeq names its product protein XRI1-like. The transcript has 9 exons. Gene Ontology annotation, biological process: male meiotic nuclear division; female meiotic nuclear division. Bases 257 to 1171 code for a protein of 304 amino acids. The record is from RefSeq and is a predicted model, not a curated record. NCBI's taxonomy places the organism in Eukaryota, Viridiplantae, Streptophyta, Magnoliopsida, Asterales, Asteraceae.